CUGUAGCAGAGUAUUCAGACCUGUAACUCACAGCUGAUGGGCGUCAGUGAGUGUAAGGAGAUCUGAAGAUGACGUGAUGAUAUGAAGGAAUGUGUGAGCUUGUUUUUGGAUUAUAGUCCUGAUCAACUCUGAAUGGGAAUAUCAGCAGUGAUGGAAUACUAACAUUAAGCAUCUUCUCGUCAGCAUUGACAACAACGGUACAUUCUAUAAUAACUCUGUGUCCUGAGGAGCGACAAUGAGAGACCGCUUGGAGGAGCUGCAGCAGAGGGCUCAAGAGUUUUCUGAGGCACAGAGUGAGAAUCCCAGCCCUUUCUCAGCGGAGGGUGAUAAUGACGACUCUGUGGCGGUCAUCACGCCUCAGGCUGUGGUGUUCGAGGAAGAGCCAAUCAUUGAGAGUUUCCUGUCUGAAGCUCAGCAAAUCAGAGAUGAUAUCACAAUACUGGACAUAGAGGUCCUGAAGUUUGGCCAGCAGCAGAAGACCUUGGUGGCAACCAUGCGUCGCUUCAGUGUGAUGAAGAAAGAGAGCAGUAUAACCCGGGACAUCAAGCUCAAGGCUGAGAGCAUCCAUCGACGCUUAGAAGCCCUUUCAAAACAGGUCCAAAGGACUGCGGACCAGCAGGGACCCACUGCUAUUACAACGCGAAUACAGCGCUCCCAGCAUACAGCGCUCUACCGCAAAUUCCAGCAGGUAAUGCUGCAGCAUAAUGAGGGUCUGCUGACCAAGCAGGAGCGCUGUAAGCACUUCAUUAUCCGUCAGCUGGAGGUAUCUGGAAGGGAUACGACGGAGGAGGAGGUGAAUGAGAUGGUGGACACGGGAAAAUGGGAAGUCUUCAAUGAAAACCUGCUGAAUGAUGCCAGAAUCACACGGUCGCAACUAUCUGAGAUUGAACAGCGACACAAGGAGCUGUUGAGUCUGGAGAACAACAUGAAGGAGCUCAAGGACCUGUUCGUGGACAUUUUCAUGCUGGUGGAGCAACAAGGGGCCUACAUUGAAAACAUCCAGACCAACGUAGAGAGGACGCAGGAUUACGUGGCUGUGUCUAAUGAGAAGUUCAAGACGGCCGCCAGAUACAAGAAGAAGAACCCACUUCGACAGCUGUGCUGCUGCUGCUGCCCUCCCUGGAGAUGCUGCUUAUAAAACGUGCAUUUUUUCUUUUUUUUACCUCAAUGGUUGUUCUGAAUAAUGUUUUAUUUCAAAAGUCUCACUUACCUUUUGGGAGUGAGCAACGUUGGAUUCAAGUACCAUUACGGUGGAGGUUAAGGCACUGCAGUUUUCGCUGUUGAACAGAGCGACGGUGAAGACGGAUCCAGCGGAGCAUAGAAAACAAUUAGGGGGAAAAGCCAGAAUUGGUAUUUGAGGCAAUUGUUUCUUUCAAGAGGAUGUGAGGCGACUUCUAUUGGAAGAGACAGUUCAGUGAGUGCUACUCACCAACACUGCUGCUUAUUGGAGACCUUCACUGUCAUCUGACAGAGGUCACAAACAAGGGGAGACCACUGCCUCCGCCACUGCUACAUCAGCAAGACGAAAGAGCCUCUCAUGUUUUUUUUUUUCUGCUACAGGAGCUCUAGUUAAUGACCAUUUAUUUUUUUAUACAGUACGUGCACUUUAAGACUUAUCUAUAUAUUUUUGUCCUUUCAGCACAAACUAAAUUUCGAGGUCGUGGAGAGAGAGAUUUUGAGCCAUUAUGUAUUCAUUUCAUUCUUGGUCCACAUGCUGAUGAAAAAAGAACUUGUUUCACCAUUAGUCACCAGUCUCAUUUGCAUUUCAAAGUAUGAUAAUUUUUCUGUGAACAAAAAAAAAUAUUAUUCCUUUAUUCGGUUUCACAGAGGCGGGGAUUCAAGUAAAACUUUGAAUAACGAGCCUUGAUCAAAAUAUGUCCACCAUAGUGA
Molecule: messenger RNA, 1890 nt
Organism: Sebastes umbrosus (honeycomb rockfish)
Lineage: Eukaryota; Metazoa; Chordata; Actinopteri; Perciformes; Sebastidae
Gene: stx19
Product: syntaxin 19
Exons: 5
Coding region: 236-1138 (300 amino acids)
Biological process (GO): synaptic vesicle fusion to presynaptic active zone membrane; exocytosis; intracellular protein transport
Cellular component (GO): synaptic vesicle; endomembrane system; plasma membrane
Molecular function (GO): SNAP receptor activity; SNARE binding
Source: RefSeq, a predicted model, not a curated record